AUUAACAGGAUACCUUUGCGGACUUCUCCGGAGUUUAAGCAAGAUCGAUGCUUGUUCUACCUUAGAGAAUUCAAUAUUAUACUAUGUAAUCGCAUAGUCUAAAGAUUCCAUGAAGAUCUGUGAUAAAAAAAUCUUUCUAACUUGGAAAAUUCAAUAUUAUACUAUGUAAUCGCAUCGUCUAAAGAUUCCAUGAAGAUUUGUGAUAAAAAAUCUUACAUUUCGCGCCUCUAAGGUCUUCUGUUGUGGGAAUAUCCCGAGUAAAUACUCUAAAUUGAGGAUUUGGUGGACCUACAGCCUGCACAAGUUAUUAGUUGACAUUUCAUUUGGUUUCCCUUUGAUCUUACAUUCUAUACUCUUCAGUGUUCGCAAUACCAAUGUUUGGGUGGCAUGGCAAAAGCUUUUCUCUGAUGAACUGAUCUGUGAUCCCUUUCUUGUUGUUUUCUCUAUUCUGGUCAUAUUCGGCUUCUUCACUACCCCCAAAACAAAAUCAGGUUUGGUUAAUAGGGAUCACCUGAUGGGAUUGCCAAGAGUACGAACCCAGUAAUCCUCGUCUAGGGAAUUGCAUAUACCUCCUAAUAGGAGGAGUAUUCACCCCAGAAUUGCAUAUGGUAAGACAUUCUACUCUCAAACUCAGAGAUUGACACCUAAUAGCAGGAAUAAACUCCCUAGCCAAACCCAAGAGCAAACACCCAACUCAGAGAUUUCAUUAAUGACAGGAGAAAUUGCCCCAACCUUGCAUACAGUACAAGUUCAACAGUCUCUGGCUUAACACUAUUGCCAAGAGUAAAACGUCAAUGGUCUCAAACACUGAGAUUAGAGACAUCUAGCUUUGCAAAUACUGGAAUCACAAUAAUCUCAUUUAGUAAAAAGGAAUUGUGCUUUGAUUUAGCAGAAGAAGAAGAGAGCAAUUCAACAAGCGGUAAUCUGUCUGUAAUUAAACUGAUAAAUUAUGACAGUGACUAGAUACAAACCCUCACACAGGUCUCCGUCUUCUACAUCAAGGAUAUACGAUGUUUUCUUAAGUUUUAGAGGGGAAGACGUAAGAAGAACAUUUGUAGAUCACCUGUAUGUGUCCUUAAAAAAUGCAGGGGUUAAUGCAUUCCUGGAUAGCCAUAACAUUAGAAGGCAGGAUGAGACCAGAUCUUCUAUUCAAGAGGCAAUCGACAAUAGUGAGAUUCUCAUUCCUAUAUUCUCCAAGAAAUUUGCAGAUUCCCAUUGGUGCUUGGACGAGGUAGCUCACAUGUGCAGAGCAAAUGGUAUAAUUAUUCCCUUAUUCUAUGAUGUCAAGCCAACAGAGGUAAGAAAUCCUUGGAAAGGUGCCUAUGCCAAGGCUUUUGAGGAGAAGAAACAAAGAUACGCACGGAGAAGAAUAAACGAGUGGAAAACUGCUCUCCAUAGAGUUUCCUCCUUCUCUGGCUGGAGUACAGAAGAUAUAUACGGGUUUGAAGCAGAACUUGUCAAGCUUAUAGUCCAGGAUGUUUUCAAGAUAUUAGAUCAAAAUGUGACCCCAGUGGACGAAGCUGUGCCCCAGCCAUUAGAAGAAGAUCCCUCAGAUACAAUACCCCAGGACAUCAGAAAUGAACCACUCAGAAUUUCAAAGACAAUCUUAAUGGGUAUGGAAGAACACAAGAGUAAAGUUAUAAAUUUGCUCAAUACAGAUUCUGAUGAGAAUGUCCUCACAGUUUCCAUUUAUGGAAAUGGGGGUGUGGGGAAAACGUCACUUGCAAAGGCCAUUCACAAUCACAUUUAUCUCAAAUUUGAUGCUACCUGCAUUGUUUAUGAUGUGCGUCAUAAAGCCCAAAAUACAAAUGGUGUAGCCAAGAUGCAGCGCCAGAUAUUGAAAGACCUCGUCAAGUUCAAGGAUAUAGUUAAUGAUGAGGCUCAUGGAAAGAUGUUGAUGAAGGACCGUUUAAGGUCCAUCAAGGCCCUUGUUAUUCUGGAAUAUGUUGAUGACUGGAAGCAGUUGGAGGCUCUAGCAGGUGAUUGGUUUGGACCAGGUAGCAGAGUGAUUGUAACAACGCUUGACCCCAACAUACUAAAGAAGGAAAAUGGAAGUUUUGUUUAUGAAUUGCGGGGACUGGAUCAGGAACAUGCUCUUCAAUUGUUUAGCUGGCAUGCUUUCAUGAGAGAUCAACCUGAAGAAGAUUAUAAAGAAUUGUCAUGCAAAGCUGUGGAUAUUUGCAAUAGGCUGCCAUUUUCACUUGAAGUUCUGGGUGCUCAUUUGUAUAACAGAGACUUAAGUGAUUGGAAUCAAGCUAUUCAAACGCUAGCAUGUUCAAGUUACUAUGGCAAGUACGCCAUUCCUAGACUUUGUUAUGAUAGCCUCAAAUCUGAACAAAAAGAGAUGUUUCUAGACAUGGCUUGUUUAUUCACAGGAAGAAAGAGGGAAAAUACUAUUAGCUUUUGGGAAGCUAGUCAUUUGCAUCCUAAUGAAGGCCUAACAGAAAUGAAGCUAAAAUCACUCAUUAAAUUAGACGAGCAUAAUAGACUUGUAAUGCAUAGUGAGCUGAGGGAUAUGGGAAGAGCCAUUGUAGCAGAUGAAUCACCAGAACCAGGGAAGCGUAGCAGAUUGUGGAAGCCAGAAGAGGUUGAACAAGUUAUAAUAGAAGGAAAGGGAACAGAAAGGGUGAGAUGUCUUACAUACCUCCAGCAAGAUGUAAAAUUUCAAACUCAUAGUUUCCAAAGAAUGUGUAAUUUGCAAUUGCUUUGGCUUGAUGGAGCUCUUCUAGAGGGAGACUAUAGAAAAAUGCCUCCAGAUUUGAAGUGGCUAAGAUGGGAAAACUGCCCUCUAAAAUGCUUGCCAUGUGAAUGGAAUAUGAAACAUCUGGCAGUUCUUGAUCUAAGCUUCAGCAAAGGCAUUGAGGCACUGUGGUCGGAACCAUCCAAUAUAGAGGGUCCGAAAAACCUCAAAGUACUUAAGCUAAAUUACUGCACAAGUCUUCAAGUCCUUCCAGAUUUAGCCAAUCUGACGUCUCUCAUGGAACUGGAGAUCUGUGGUUGUAAAGAGUUGCGGGAACUGCCAGAGUCCUUUGGAUUUCUGACAAAGCUAAAGUACCUUGAUCUGUCAAAUUGCUGCAACUUAAGCCAACUUCCAAAUACCAUAACUAACUUAAUAUCGCUGGAGGUGCUGUUUCUAUCAAAUUGUCACAGCAUCAAAAUCUUACCUGACUCAUUUGAAGAUCUGGGAGUUCUAAAAAAGGUCAAAUUAGAUGGAAUGCCCUUAAAGAAUUUGCCCAAAUCCUUUAGAUUGUUGUCCUGCUUGGAGAAGCUAUCUCUUCAUGGUUGCCAUAAAUUAAGUAGCCUUCCUCAACCAAUAGGAGAAUUGAAUCGUUUGCGGUAUCUGGAUUUAAAUGGUUGUUCUAGUUUACAGACUCUACCUGACUCAAUCUAUGAACUUGAAAGCUUAUGCCGGUUGGAUAUGACUGGUUGCCAAAGAAUCAGCUUAGGAGCAGAGAUAGGGGACCUUGUUUGUCUGGAAAGGUUGGUUCUAAGUAAUUGUACAGCAAUAUGGAAGUUGCCUACAUCAAUAGGUCAACUUAGUUCUUUACAAUAUCUGAACCUGAACCACUGCACUUCUUUGUUUCGACUGCCAGAGGAGUUGGGAAAUCUGGUCUGUUUAAAGGAGUUGGUGCUCAAUGAAUGCUACAAUUUAUUGGAGCUUCCACAGAGCAUCGGGAAACUUUCUUGCCUAAAGACUCUAGAAAUGGAAGAAACCUACAGCCUAUCUGUUCUUCCACCUAACUUCACAAGACUUACUUCCUUACAGAUUCUAAAAGCGGGUAGCUGUCCUCUACCACAACAUAUUGGAGAGUUGUCAUCAUUAGAAAUUCUGCAUCUUAAAUCAUACAAAAUGUCCUUUUUGCCGCCGACUUUUGGCACACUUUUGCGGCUAAGCAAACUCUACCUGCAUCACUGUACAGAGUUUUUGGAACUUCCACAUCUUCCAAAGGAACUCAUUGAAGUGCGUAUUCAAGACUGUUUGGGAAUAAAGAAAAUAUCUAACAUGUCACAUAUGAAGAGGCUAAAGCUGCUGAUCAUACACAACUGCAGGGAACUUGUUGAAUUGCCUGACUUUGGGUUCUUAAAGUCACUGCAAGAGCUCUCAAUAUCGGGAUGUAGGAAUGUGAAGCGUAUUCAAGGAAUGGAAGGGCUGAAAUCCUUAAGAAGAGUGCAUGUUACAGGUUGCAGAUUGGCCGGCUCUGGAAGCUUAAUAUUGAAACCCUGCCAAUUAAUCAAGGAAGCACAUUGUCUAGAGUUACUCAGUUUUUCUGCAAAUGGGGUGCCAGAGUGCCUAGAAAAGAAGAUGGAAACAAAUGGUGGUGAUUUACUGUAUGUUACAUUGGACAGUAAUGAGCAAUGUUCAGGGAUUAUCUUAUGCUUUAUGGCGAGUUUCAAGCGUGGGAUUAAUUCAGUCGGUGUAGAACUAUGCACUUUACGAGAUGGCAAGGAGAUUUUCAAUACCAGGCUUGUUAACCACUCAAAAACUAUAGAGGGAGAUCAGAUUUUUGUGCACAUUUUGCAUAAAAAUCACCCCAUGGCUAUGAUGUUGCAGAGUGGAGAUGUAGUCCAGGCAAAGGCAGACAGAGAUGAAGAAAGAAUGUUAAUAAGAAGUGGUGGAAUGCAAUUCUUCUCUGUAGGAGAAGAUGGGAAAAGAGAAGAUCUAAUACUGGAGAGCUUGGGAAAGGAUUUGACAAUGUUAAUGGAAGAUUACCAUGAAAAUCUAGUCUGUGAAGAUGACGAAAUUAUGUCAGUGACUAGAUACAAACCCUCAAACAGGUCUCUGUCUUCUACAUCAAGGAGUUACGAUGUAUUCUUAUGUUUUAGAGGGGAGGACGUAAGAAGAACAUUUGUAGAUCACCUGUAUGUUUCCUUAAAAGAUGCAGGUGUUAAUGCAUUCCUCGAUAGCCAAAGCAUUAACAGGGGUGAUGAGAUCGAUUCAACUAUUCAAGAGGCAAUCUACAACAGUCAGAUUCUCAUUCCUAUUUUCUCCAAGAAGUUUUCAGAGUCCCACUGGUGCUUGGACGAGGUAGCUCACAUGUGCAAAGCAAAUGGUAGAAUUAUACCCUUGUUCUAUUAUGUCAAGCCAACAGAGGUAAGAAAUCCUUCGAAAGGUGCCUAUGCCGAGGCUUUUGAGGAGAAGAAACAAAGAUACAUACCGGAAAGAAUUAACGAGUGGGAAAGUGCUCUUCGCAAAAUUCCCUCCUUCUCUGGCUGGUGUAUUGAUGACACAUCUGGAUCUGAGGCAGAAAAAGUCAAGCAAGUAGUCCAGGAUGUUUUAGAGAUAUUAAAACAAAAGGCGACCUCAGUUGAGGAAACUCAGCCCCAGACCCUAGAAGGAGAACACUCAGAUACAACACCGAGAACUGAACCACUCAGAAUUUCAAAGUCAAUCUUCAUCAAUGUGGCAGAACACGUGAGUAAAGUUAUAAAUAUGCUCAAUACAGAUUCUGAUGAGAAUAUACUCACUGUUACCAUUUAUGGAGAUGAGGGUGUUGGAAAAACGUCCCUUGCAAAGGCCAUCCACAAUCACAUUUAUCUCAAAUUUGAUGCAACCUGCAUUUUAUAUGAUGUGCGUCAUAAAGCCCAAAAUAUAACUGGUAUAACUAAGAUGCAGCGCCAGAUAUUGAAAGACCUUGUCAAGUUCAAGGAUAAAGUUAAUGAUGAGGUUCAUGGAAAGAUGUUGAUGAAGGAACAUUUGAGGUCUGUCAAGGCCCUUGUUAUUCUGGAAUAUGUUGAUGAUUGGAAGCAGUUGGAGGCUCUAGCAGGUGAUUGGUUUGGACCAGGUAGCAGAGUGCUUGUAACAACGCUUGACCCCAACAUACUAAAGAAUGAAAAUGGAAGUUUUGUUUAUGAAUUGCGGGGACUGGCUCAGGAACAUGCUCUUCAAUUGUUUAGCUGGCAUGCUUUCAUGAGAGAUCAACCUGAAGAAGAUUAUAAACAAUUGUCAUGCAAAGCUGUGGAUAUUUGCAACAGGCUGCCAUUUUCACUUGAAGUUCUGGGUGCUCAUUUGUGUGAUAGAGAUUUAAGUGAUUGGAAUCAAACCAUUCAAACACUAGAAUGUUCAAGUUACUAUGGCAAGUACGCCAUUCCUAGACUUUGUUAUGAUGGCCUCAAAUCUGAACAAAAAGAGAUGUUUCUGGACAUGGCUUGCUUAUUCACAGGAAGAAGACCGGAAAGUGUUAUUAGCUUUUGGGAAGCCAUUCAUUCUGAUCCCAAGGUAGGCCUAGCAGAAAUGGAGCUGAAAUCUCUCAUUAAAUCAGACGAGCAUGACAGACUUGGAAUGCAUAGUGAGCUGAGGGAUACGGGAAGAGCUAUUGUAGCAGAUGAAUCAGCGGAACCAGGGAAUCGUAGCAGAUUGUGGAAGCCAGAAGAGAUUCAACAAGUUUUAACGGAAGAAAAGGGAACAGAAAAGGUGAGAUAUCUUACAUACCUUCAGCAAGAUGUAAAACUUCAAACGCAUAGUUUUCAAAGAAUGUGUAAAUUGCAUUUGCUUUGGCUUAAUGGAGCUCAUGUAGAGGGAGACUACAGAAAAAUGCCUUCAGAUUUGAAGUGGCUAAGAUGGGAAAACUGCCCUCUACAAUACUUGCCAUGUGAAUGGAAUAUGAAACAUGUAGUAGUACUUGAUUUAAGCUUCAGCAAAAGCAUUAAGGCACUGUGGUCAAAACCAUCCAAUAUAGAGGGGCCGAAAAACCUCAAAGUACUUAAGUUGAAUUACUGCACAAGCCUUGAAGUGCUUCCAGAUUUAGCCAACCACACGUGGCUCAUGCAACUGGAGCUCUGUGGUUGUAAACAGUUGAAGGAACUGCCAGAGUCCAUUGGAUCUCUGACAGAGCUCAAGUACCUUGAUCUGUCGAAUUGCUGCAACUUGAAGAAUUUACCCAAAUCCCUUAGAUGGUUGUCCUGCUUGGAGAUGCUGUCUCUUCAUGGUUGCCAUAAACUAAGAAGCCUUCCUCAACGAAUAGGAGAAUGGAAGUGCUUGCAGCAUCUGGAUUUAUAUGGUUGUUCUCGUUUACAGACUCUACCUGAUUCAAUCUAUGAACUUGAAAGCUUAUCCAGGUUGGAUAUGACUGGUUGCAAAGAAAUCAGCUUAGAAGAAGGGCUAGGGCACCUUGUUCGUAUGACAAAAUUGGUUCUAAGCAAUUGUGCAGCAAUAUGGAGGUUGCCUGUAUCAACAGGUCAACUUAAUUGUUUACAACAUCUAAACCUGAAUCACUGCACUUUUUUGUCUCAACUGCCAAAGGGAUUGGGAAAUCUGAUCUGUUUAAAGGAGUUGUUGCUCAAUGAAUGCUACAAUCUACACGAGCUUCCAGAGAACAUCGGGAAUCUGUCUUGCCUAAAGACUCUAGAAAUGGAAGAAACGUACAGUCUAUCUGUUCUUCCAGCUAGUUUUUCAAAACUGACUUCCUUGAGGAAUCUAAAAGCGGGCGGUUGCCCUCUACCAGGGCUUAUUGGGGAGUUAUCAUCACUAGAAAAUAUGCAUCUGAAGUCAUAUAAAGAGUCCUUUUUGCCACCAGCUUUUGGCACACUUUUGUGCCUAACCAAACUCUUCCUGCAUCACUGUACACAGUUCUUGGAACUUCCACAUCUUCCAAAGGAGCUCAUUGAAGUGUGGAUUCAAGACUGUUUCGGACUAGAGAAAAUCUCUAACAUGUCUCAUAUGAAGAGGCUGAAACUGCUGAGGAUACACAACUGUAGGGGACUUGUUGAAUUGCCCGACUUUAGGUCUUUGCAGUCACUGCAAGAGCUCUCAAUAUCAGAAUGUAAGAACGUAAAGCCAAUUCAUGGAAUUCAAGGGCUGAAAUCUUUGAGAAGAGUGCAUGUUCCAGGUUGCAGAUUGACCAGCUCAGGAAGCUCAAUAUUGAAACCUCGCCUUUUAAUCAAGGAAACACGUUGUUUAGAGUUACUCAGUUUUUCAGCAAAUGGGGUUCCAAAGUGUUUAGAAAAGAAGAUGGAAAUUAACGGUGAUGAUGUACUGUAUGCUACAUUGGACAGUGACGAGCAAUGUUCAGGGAUUACAAUAUGCAUUAUGGUGAGGUUCAGGAGUGGUAUUAAUUCAGUGGGUGUAGAACUAAGCACUUUAAGAGAUGGCAAGGAGAUUUUCAAUACCAGGCUUGUUAACCAUUCAAAAAAUGUAGAAGGAGAUCAGAUUUUUGUGCACAUUUUGCAUAAAAAUCACCCCAUGGUUAUGAUCUUGCAGAGUGGAGAUGUGGUCCGGGCAAAGGUAGACGGAGAUGAAGAAAGAAUGAUAAGAAGUGGUGGAAUGCAAUUCUUCUCUAAAGGAGAAGAUGGGAGAAGAGAAGAUUUAUUGCUGGAGAACUUGGGAAGGGAUUUGGCAAUGUUAAUGGAAACUUACCGUGACAAUCUAGCCUUUGAAGAUGAGGAAUAAAACUGGAGCUGCGAAAUCUUCUCAGUAACAGGUUACUGUUAACAGGAUGGUCCCCUUUCUCUAAGUGGCCUCAAAAAAUAUGAUGGUCAUGGUAUCCGUAAAUGUUUUGAACCAUAAACAUGGGUAAGUUAUCUAGAUCCUAUAUUACAUAUAUGUGAUGUUACAAGUCCUCUACAGGAAAUUGCAAUUAAUUCAAUUGCAAUGGUCCACGCUGCCCAUUCGAAUGGAUUUCAGAUGUAUAUGUUUAAUACAAAUGGAAGCAAACCUGUUUGCAACAACUAUGGAAACAGCAUAUAAAAAGCGAAACCUAUUGUCUCGAGUUACUCAGUUUACCAGCAAAUGGAGUUCCAGAGUGCUUAGAAAAGAAGAUGGAAACCAAUGGUGAUGAUUUACUAUAUACUACAUUGGACAGUACCAAGCAAUGUUCGCGGAUUAUAUUCUUCUUUAUAGUGAGCUUCGAGAGUGGGAUUAUUAGUUCAGUGGAUGUAGAACUAAGCACUCUGAGAGAUGAGUAGAGAUAUCGUCCGGGCAAAGGCUGAUAGAGAUGAAGAAAGAAUGAUAAGAAGAUGGGAAAAGAGAAGAUUUGAUACUGGAGAGGUUGGGAAGGGGUUUGCCAAUGUUAAUGGAAGCUUACUGUGAAGAUGAGGAUUAAAACUGGAGCUGCAAAAUCUUGUCAGGUUAAUCUUCUGGUCAAUAUGGCUGAUUCUUAAUAGGAUGGUCCCCUUUUCUAAAGUAGCCUCAUAAACUAGAAUGGUAUCAGUAAAUGUUUUGAACCAUAAAAAAGGUUAAGUUAAUCUAGAUCCUAUAUUAUAUAUAU
Cryptomeria japonica (Japanese cedar) is the source of this 9203-nucleotide messenger RNA. RefSeq lists its product as uncharacterized. The record is from RefSeq and is a predicted model, not a curated record. Lineage: Eukaryota; Viridiplantae; Streptophyta; Pinopsida; Cupressales; Cupressaceae. Gene Ontology annotation, biological process: signal transduction; defense response. The transcript has 12 exons. Bases 950 to 8386 code for a protein of 2478 amino acids. Gene Ontology annotation, molecular function: ADP binding.